Ostrinia furnacalis (Asian corn borer) is the source of this 291-nucleotide messenger RNA. RefSeq names its product atherin-like. NCBI's taxonomy places the organism in Eukaryota, Metazoa, Arthropoda, Insecta, Lepidoptera, Crambidae. The record is from RefSeq and is a predicted model, not a curated record. The annotation marks the transcript as partial. The transcript has 2 exons.
GACGAGGACGUAUCCGAGGCGGCAGUCGCAGCGCGUCACGUGCGCGCCGAACAGCGCGAGCGAAGCCGCUACGCUCGCAAGCCGCGCCGCCGCCACGCGCCCGACGCGCCAGACGCCCAGCCUGAGCCGCCGCCAACCCAGCCUGAGCCGGUGCCGCCGCCGCCGCAAACGCCGCACGAGACGGUUCGGCCGUACUCGCCGCGGCGCUUCCCGCUGCCCGACGCGGCCUACCAGGCCAUGGUGGCGUGCAUGCCCGACGGACACCUGCCGCCCGCGCCCGACAGCCCGCAG